This is a messenger RNA of Mya arenaria, 1675 nucleotides long. RefSeq names its product molluscan insulin-related peptide 1-like. Bases 66 to 569 code for a protein of 167 amino acids. NCBI's taxonomy places the organism in Eukaryota, Metazoa, Mollusca, Bivalvia, Myida, Myidae. Gene Ontology annotation, molecular function: hormone activity. Gene Ontology annotation, cellular component: extracellular region. The transcript has 4 exons. The record is from RefSeq and is a predicted model, not a curated record.
GAAAAGCUUUAUAACCGGCUGUAAACGACUGUGAUGUCUCUUUGUUGAUUUUGUUUGGUGCUCGGAUGAGGUCGAUGACAGUUAUCAUGAAAAGCGCACGUAGCAUGAUGGGCAACAUAGUUUUGGGGGCAGUGUAUAUUUUCGUUUGGUCUCACUGCGUCGUGUUUGUGAUCUCUAAAGGAAUUACGAGACGAUGCACGGUGCAUGAUAAACCACACUCGGGUGGUAUCUGUGGCUCACACUUGGAUGAAGCGUUAGACGCUCUUUGCAGAUUCGGUUUCGCUCAAAGAAAGAGCUUUAUUAAACGAUCUCUUCAACAAAUGCCACCAGAUUUUCUAGAUAUGAGUGCAAAGGAUUUCUACGCCUUAUACAAAACAAGUGCCCAAAACACCAUCCAACCGCUUUCGGACGUCGUCAUGAGCAAGAACGACGCUGUCAGCUUCUUUAACGACAAGCGUGGUGGACUAUUCAACUCCGGCAUUGUUUGUGAAUGUUGUCAGAACCAGUGCCAGAUCCGGGAGCUUCAGAUGUACUGUUUGAAGGACAAUUACGGAGGCUUUGGUCGAUAAAAAUAUGAAAUGAUUCAAGUCUCCCGUUUUAUAAUACUUAUUAUACAUCAAAGUGUUUUUGAAGGAUUUUUUUGUCGGACUUGUUUAGUAGAAUAACAUAGACAAAUUCAUUGGUAUAACUAAAACGGUAUUUUAUAUAUCAUUAAAACGUGCAGAUUUCUGUAUGAUAUUUUGUGCAACUCGUUAUGACGUCACACAUGUUUUACUCAUUUGUUUGCCAACCAAUGAAAAUAACUAUCUGUAAACUAUUUGAGACACGUGCUUAUCCUUUCCUGCCAGUGUAUCUGCGUUCGUCGGUCGGCUAAUAGAAUAUUGGACAUUUUAUUGAACAACAUUAUUUUUUUUUUAUCUAAGAACAAUAUAUUGGCAGGAAGGUUAAGGCGAUUGAAUUGUAUAAAGCAUUCUCUGAUCUUCACCACUAGACCAUGACUAUACCAUAUGUAUUUGUCCUUAAAUCCAUCAAAAAGGUAUAAGAAUAUUUAAACAUCAUACCAUUAAUAUAUAACAUUCAUAUUUUCUUACAAAAUAUUACACAGUGUAAUAUUGUUAUAUAAUUGUUACUGAUUUGAGUUAACUGUUAACUCCAAACUGUUUACGUUAAAUACAGUUACCUAUAUUUAGAUCAAUAACUGAAGAAUAUUGGUAUUUUGUAAAAAACAACAACAACACAUAAUGGUUGUUAAAUCGGAACAUCUCGGCCAUACGCCAAACCUCGGAUGUGUGCCGGUGUAUAAGCGUAAAAUUGAUGAUAAUUAUAUUAAUUAAUUGUAGUGCUUGAACGUGUACCUUUCAUUACUAAAUUCAAAUUGAUUCCAAGUGAAGAGCAUUAUUUCAUUAAAAUUCUGGAGAGUACAGUUUCUAUGGUUAUCUGCAAAAUUGAAAUUACUACGCGAUCUACGUGCAUCGUAGUUAAAUGUAAAGAAUUCAGACAUUGUUAACAGUCCAUAUACACCCGAAGUAGUUUCGACGGAAAAUGGCCGAGGUGCUCCGAUUAAAUGUUUGUUUAGGUAUAAAUUACACAGUAUUACUCCUGGGUUUGCUUUGUGUUAUACUGUAUUACAUACCUGAUUAAAAGUAAAUUGGAGAAUAAACCAUACAUUGAUUAA